Molecule: messenger RNA, 1689 nt
Organism: Camellia sinensis
Lineage: Eukaryota; Viridiplantae; Streptophyta; Magnoliopsida; Ericales; Theaceae
Source: RefSeq, a predicted model, not a curated record
AUGAUUUCCCUUGCACACCUUGAUCUCUCUUCCAAUCGGCUUGAAGGUGGAAUUCCGAAAUCUUUUAGUAAUUUAAGCAGAUUGCAAUCGUUGGAUCUAUAUUUCAACAAACUAAACGAUAGCCUUUCUACCAUUAUUCAAGUCUUGUUUGGGAGCAUGGAAAACUCAUUAUUAGAGUUUCUACAAUUAAGUAGGAAUCAACUUAGAGGCUCGUUGCCCAACAACAUAAGUUUUCCAAGACUGACAGAUUUACAUCUUGAUUGCAAUCUAUUGGAUGGGUCUUUUCCAGAAACUUUUGGACAACCAUUAUGGACUCUAUCUAGAAGAAUCGGGCAGCUUCCCAAGCUCGAAGUUUUGGAUGUUAAUUCAAACCAUCUAGAAGGUCUUGUCUUUGCAGCCCAUCUGUCGAAUCUCUCCCGAUUGCAGUUCUUAGACUUGUCUCUUAAUUCUUUAGUUUUAAAGUUCAACUCAGGGUGGAUUCCACCUUUUCAUCUAGAUACCAUAAGGCUGAGAUCUUGCAAGUUGGGCCCUCAUUUUCCAAAAUGGCUUCAAACUCAAAAAAACGUUUCUGUGCUUGACAUCUCUGCUGCUGGAAUUUCAGCUACCAUCCCCAGUUGGUUCUGGGACCUGUCUCCAAGAAUGCGUUUGUUAAAUAUCUCUUAUAACCAUAUCAAUGGCAUCAUGCCCGAUUUGUCAUUGAAGUUUCCAGCGUUUCCUGCAAUAGACUUGAGUUCUAAUCACUUUGCGGGUCCAAUUCCGUUCCUCCGCCGUACUGCAACAUCACUGAAUCUCUCCAAAAACAAGUUUUCAGGGUCUCUGGGCUCCAUAUCGAAGCUUAAGGUAUUGCAGUUCCGUAACAAUAGUUUCACUGGGGAAUUGCCUUUGCCUUUGAGAAACUGCAUAAACUUAAUAAUUAUUGAUUUGGGAGAUAACAGAAUAUCUGGAACAAUACCAACUUGGAUAGGGGAAAGUCUAUCUAUGUUGGUUGUUUUCAGUCUGCGAUCAAAUGAGUUCCAUGGAAGCAUACCUACUAAUUUUUGUCAGUUAAACAACAUUCAAAUCUUGGAUCUGUCCCUAAAUAAUAUUUCAGGGACCAUACCAAUGUGCCUUGACAACUUUUUGGCAAUGACUCAAACUCUCAGAUUUGAUCCAACCAUUUAUGUUAUUUAUGAUCAAACUUAUACCAUCCGGGAUGGUGAAGAAGGUUAUUACAGCCCCCAUUAUGUCCUCAGUGCAUUGUUGGUGUGGAAAGGUAGGGAAUAUGAGUACAAAAAUACUCUAGGACUUGUGAAGAGCAUUGAUCUUUCAAGCAAUAAGUUAACCGGAGAAAUUCCCAGUAACAUUACGCGUCUUGUUGGUCUGGUUGCCAUGAAUUUCUCAAGAAACAGGCUAGCUGGACCAAUGCCUGCAGAAAUUGGCGACUUGAAAUUGUUAGAAUCUCUUGAUUUGUCCAGAAACCAGCUUUCUGGGGGAAUUCCUAUAAGCCUUUCAAACUUAAAUUUUCUUAGUCACUUGGACUUAUCGGACAACAACUUAUCAGGAAGAAUCCCAUUAAGCACUCAACUGCAGAGCUUAGAUAAUUCAACAUUUGUUGGAAAUCUGAACUUUGUGGGGCACCACUUACAAAAGUGUGCCCAGGAGAUGAAGCACCUCAGAAUCCAAAAAGACCAAAUGGCACUUAUGGCCUAG